This is a messenger RNA of Carya illinoinensis, 1393 nucleotides long. RefSeq lists its product as uncharacterized. The record is from RefSeq and is a predicted model, not a curated record. The coding region runs from base 51 to 1259 and encodes 402 amino acids. The transcript is spliced from 6 exons. NCBI's taxonomy places the organism in Eukaryota, Viridiplantae, Streptophyta, Magnoliopsida, Fagales, Juglandaceae.
ACUCAACUCAGCCUCCCAGUCAUCCAUGGGAGCCUCCAUGUCCCAUUCCGAUGCCCCCACCCGAGCCGGAUAGAGAACCCUCACCCGUAAGAGAGCCUCUGCCUACCGGGGAGAACAUUGUUACUAUUGUCCCCCCACCUAACGGAGAAAAUAUGGGUACGGUUCUCACCCCACCAAACGGAGAUAAUAUCGAAGCGACUGCCCCCACAAUGACUGAAACAAACCAGGAGCAGCCCAAACGGAAACGUGGGCCAGCUAAGUGUAUUGCGUUCGAAAUGUUGAGACGGCAAGGAAAAGUUUUGUUGAAGAUUAAUGACGGCGAAACGGCACCAUGCUGUGCGAACUCAUCCAUGUUCACAGCAAGGCUAACGCAAAUUGUAAAACAACACUGUGAUAUGAGCUAUGCGAGAUGGACCGAUGUGCCACAGGCACAAAAGGAUGAGUUGGUCGACCGUGUGAGGGCUGAUUUCGUGUUGGAUUGGGAUCGGGAGAAUCAUAGGUUGACCGUCUUGAAGCAACUGAGGAAGAGGUUCAAUGCAUUCCAUCACCAAUUACACAAAAAAUAUGAAUCUUUUGAAAGCCACGAAGAAGCAUUGGCCACUGGAUGUUCAAUGGUUGACUUGAACGUUUGGGUUACCUUGUGUCGGAGGUGGGGAAGCGACGAAUUCAAGAAAAUGGCUCGACAAAAUCGGGAGAAUAGAAAGGCGUUAUAUGUCAACCACACAGCUGGCCGGAAAUCCUUUGUAAGGAUCUUGGAGGAGAAGCGGGCUGCAAAUGCGGAUUUGGUGGAGUUCUAUAAAGAGACUCAUUGGUCAAAGAAGACCGGGAAAGUUGUCACCGAGGCAACUGAAGCCACUUAUAAGGAGAUGGUUGAGAGGCUGGAUGGUCUCGAGCCUGAGCAACGCACCAAUGAGGCAGCAGCUACCGUAUUUAGGGAGGUCCUUGGCUCUAGACCUGGAUAUUCAAGGGGGCUAGGAGAGAUGGUCAUCCCGGAUUCGACAAGACAGCGGGACAGGGAGAGAGAAAAAGAGUACCUUGCAAUGAUUGAAAAACACAAGCAAGAUGCAGACAAUUACAAGAAAGAUGCUGAGAAUUACAGGAAAGAUGCCGAGGGGUACAAGACACAGCUUGAAGCAAUUGAGGACGAAGUCAUGAGACUUCGUGAGAGGCAAAAUGAAACUGAUAAGUUGAUGAAGGAAUUUUUCCUCAAUUUCCGGGGAAACACGGAGUCUCUCCAGUCUCGUGGAGAGACUCCUUGAGCGAAGACCAAAACUGUUAUAUAAAUAUUUUUUGGGUAGUGUAGGCAACUUUUUGGUAUUCAAUAUGAUGGUGGGUGGCCACGAUAUAAACUAUAUAUAUAUAUAUAAAUAGUCCUACACAUAUAUAUAUAUAC